ACGCAAACCCGAGCUGGCCGGUGGAAGCGCAAACUGACAGGUCCCGUGCGGGGUAUCGGAUCGGAUGGUGGAUGGCAAGCAAGUAUCCUCUCUGAGAUUUACUUCACGAAGUUUCAUUUUACGAGGAAUAUAAACACUCUGUCGUCGAUCAGCCUUAUGAGCGAAAUUUCCAUCGAAAUCCGGUCUGGAAUAUUCACACGUCAGUCGGUGCGAUGUGUCACGUUUAGCGAACAUUAAUUUGAGUAAAUUACAGUUCGCUGACGCCACAUUUCGUCCAACAUAGCGACAGUAACUGUAAACAAUACACAAUGAGACAGGCGCUUUUGAGACAAGUCCGCCGGUUCCCGUGGAUCACCAACGUGACACUGUACGGCUGCCUGUUCGCCGGGGGGGACUUCGUCCACCAGCGCUUCUCGCGGACGACGCAGGAACUGGACUGGCGACACACGCGGAACGUGGCCGUGGUCGCGUUCACUUUCCACGGUAACUUCAAUUUCUUCUGGAUGCGGUUCCUGGAGCGCAGGUUUCCCGGGAAUUCCGUCAGGAUGGUGAUGAGGAAGCUGCUCCUGGACCAGACCACAGCGGCACCUCUGGCCACCAGCGUCUUCUACACAGGUGUCAGCUUCUUGGAGGGCAAAGAGGACAUCUUUGAAGACUGGAGAGAAAAAUUCCUAAAUACGUAUAAGACAGGGCUUAUGUUCUGGCCAUUUAUGCAGUUUGUGAACUUCGCCUUGGUGCCUCUGUACAUGCGGACCGCCUUCACCGGCUGCUGUGCCUUCGUGUGGGCCACCUUCCUUUGCUUCUCACGCCAGAGCGGUGACGGCACGGCCGGUGCUGCUCUGGCGUGGUUGUUUCCUCACAAAGAGGAUGGAGCAGAAGUCAAUGACAAGACAGAUGCUUCCAAAGAGGGAACAGUAGCAUCUUCACCUACUCAGAACUGAAGUGAGUGGAAUCAGUGGUUGCGAUGGAGGGGGACUAAACAUAGUUGAAGCAGGUUCAGUGGAUGGCUCUCUGUGGUUAAUGUUGCACUAACUCUGCCAGGGUUUGAGUUAAAAGUCUCACUGGGGUUAAACUAAAAAUGUGACCCACGUGACGCUCUACGGUGCUUUGGAAAACUAAGGGAGGCAAAUGGGAUGUAUAUUCCGUAUCGUAUUCAAUACGCAUACGACACAUCACCUCCGUGGGAAAUAUUCAGUCCUACUUUUCCAUCCCGCUGUGAAACAUCACUUUAUCUUCAGGUUUGGUUUUUAGAAACGCAGUCUUGUGUCUUCACAAGAGAGUUCCCCUUUUCCACAUUCUCCUGCUUUACAUCUAAAAACAGGAAUAAGAAGUGAAAUGUGGCACAGCAGCUAAUCUGAUUUAUUAAUUUAGAUUUUUAAUUUCAUGAAAUUUAUCGAAUUUCUAAACAUUUAAAUAUCAGU
Molecule: messenger RNA, 1421 nt
Organism: Cyclopterus lumpus (lumpfish)
Lineage: Eukaryota; Metazoa; Chordata; Actinopteri; Perciformes; Cyclopteridae
Gene: mpv17l
Product: MPV17 mitochondrial membrane protein like
Exons: 4
Coding region: 309-941 (210 amino acids)
Cellular component (GO): membrane; cytoplasm
Source: RefSeq, a predicted model, not a curated record